Molecule: messenger RNA, 6191 nt
Organism: Aedes albopictus (Asian tiger mosquito)
Lineage: Eukaryota; Metazoa; Arthropoda; Insecta; Diptera; Culicidae
Exons: 10
Coding region: 1376-5725 (1449 amino acids)
Source: RefSeq, a predicted model, not a curated record
GGGAAGAAGUCUAGACUCCAAAAAUGGCGACCAGAAUAUCGAAUAUGGUGGUCUAAAAUCCAGUAUAAUGGCUCAAAAUUCAAGAUGAGUCUAAAACCAUGCAAUAUAAAUAUAUAUGGUAUGGGUAAGAUGUCCGGAAUCCAAACAUGGCGACCAACUAAGUUUUUGGUUAGCCUAGUCCACUGGAACUGGAGAUUUGCAUCGUCAAAGUUACGAGGGUAAUGAUGAUGAAAGAGACGAAAGAUAGUAAAAUUUACACGGUGUCCCGUAUCACCUUAAUGGUACUGUGAGCCUUCCACUUAGGGCCUGUCCAUAAACUACGGAGAUUCUGAGGGGGGGGGGGGGGGGGUCCCUGGUCGAAGGCUACGCUUCAUACGAAUUUCGAAAAUUUGUAUGAACAAAAGCCUACGAGGAGGGAAAAAGGGGGUCUGAGAUGACCAAAAAAAAGUCUACGUAGCUUAUGGACAGCGCCUUAUUCAAAUUGAACUACAAAUACGUACAUACAAAGCUUGGUAAAGUUAGUCUUCACGCUUGAUAAUGAUAGAGAAUUGCAAAUGUAAAAUAUAAUCAGUUCCAUUUUGAUGUUUCAUUAAGCCUCUUCAUCCAACCAACGCCAGUCACAUAAGUUCCACUUUCCACCAGUGAGCGCUUUUUGAUUUACUGCUAAUGAAAAAUUCCUUCGUUGACGAUGAAAGAAGCGUUGACGGAAAAAGUUUAUUCAUAUCAUUCUCAUUUUCUCUCUCUCUAUCCCAUCUCGUUACAGAUACCUACUCAACCGGGGUCGGAAGUGGAGCGGAAGGCAUUUUGAGGAAAUUAUUUCACUCAACAAAGAACCGAACCCGGUGCCCUAGUUGUUCCUAAUGGUCGUCGUCGCUCGUCGUCUCACGUUCCAGUAAAUCAUUUCGGGACAAUAACCUUCUUCGCUCCGUGAGUUGUUUCGUACUUUCGUUCGUUUCCCGAUCCCGUCGUCGUCAUUUUUUCUGCCCAGCGGCUAUCCAAAUAACAUCGUGCGGAUAAGGUCGACGAAAUUUACGGUGGAGGGGGUUGAAUAAUAUUUCACUUUCGGGGUGAUCUGUUGAAUUGUGGACGCGGUGAAGAGGACGAGAGGGGACGAAAAAAGGAAGAAUCUUGGAAGGAUCUUUUCUGCUUGUGAAAUAGCCGAUGGGACAAAACGGCUCGUGAAAAAGAAAGAAGAAAGUGAAAGUGAGUGAAAAACAAAUCUCCCAAACUGAUAGCUUUUCGUUACAGCUUAAUAUUUUGAAGGGGAAGCAUAUUUUCUAUCGUGUGUAAGAAGUGAAAAGGGUAAAACACGUGAGGAGUGUCUUUUGCAAGGCCGAGACGAAGCCAAAUUUAAAUUGUUUCUGCCAGGCGGAAAAUGUUCGGCUCCAAACUACGAUCAUGGAUGGAAAAUCACAUCGUGCGUCCGAGGAAAAAAGGAAACAAGAAUAAGAGUGGAAAUAGCAGCAGCAACUUCGGUAUUUUGACCGCACAAAAUGGACACGCCAAGGGAGCAUCGUACCAAGCCGAGGGUAGCACCACUAUCGGAAGCCCUGCACGAAGAAGCGAAGUCUCGCCCAUCCAGAGUCACACUACAAGCCGCCGUGGUUGGCAAUCGCCCAGUCAGGACAACGUACCACCGCUGUCACCAAAAUCCGAUGAUUAUCACCACUAUCAACUGCAGCAGCACUGUAUCCGUAGCCCCCCUCCGGUGGCUAUUUACGGCAAUGGAACGUUACCACCCGGUGCGGGAAAUCAGUACACGCUAAAUCCGUACAGCUGCAGUAGCAGUUCCAACGUCAACGGAUACGUAUCGUACCAUCAAUCUCAGUCCGGUCAGCAGCAGUGCUCUAUAUCUUCGCCGAAAAGUAUUCUGAGGAACGGGCUCAGCACGUUUGAACCCGGUUACGCUGCCAGCAGUAGUGGAAACUAUUCCAAAAGCGUCGACAGCAACUACUCGGACACGAUGUACGGGAUGAAGGAGGAAAGCUUUCGAAAGUCUGGACCGCCCGGUGGAGGUGGUGGUGGCGGAGUGAUGACGAGCAACGGAAGCUAUGGCAAUGUGAUGGUAAAUUCGUUAAACUAUUCCACGGCGACCAGUUCCAGUAACGAGCUGUUGGAGGAUUUGCAUCACAUCGAACAGAACAGGAUGAAACGGGGACAGCACAUCAAAAUCAGCUCUAGUUCGUCCUCUUCGAUUAACUCCAACAACAACCUGGUGAACAACAACAGUAUUAUUGGCAGCAAUAAUAAUAUGUAUAUCAACGGGAAUGGCUUUGAGGGGCAGCAGCGUGCUAUUUGUGAAGGCAAAUAUGGAAAGCUGCAAACGAUUGGCGGUAAACAUCAGGUCCCUCAGCAAUUCGGAACCAAUGGAGCCUAUUACGAGCAGCACAACAGUAUCAACAACAAUCUGGUGUACGGCGUGAACAAACAUCCACCUCAGCAGCCAGGCCAUCUGAAAUCGGCCGGUCCCCGGUCGCCUCCACCCCCAAUUCCUCCCUCAGCCAAUAACAACCCAGCUGGUGUCAAGAGUAAUCGCCUUAUUACAAACCGUAUCGUCGGUGGCAAUAACAAUAACAACAACAACAAUGGAUUCGAAAUAUGCCCAGCAAAUAGUGGCGGCGGAAAUACAAACCAAACUGUCGGCGGCGGCGGCGGCGUCGGCAGUUCAACAUUAUCGAGCUUUGCAAACAAAUUCCACAAAUUGACUGGCAGCGGCGGCCGGAACUCUUUCGAUGCAGCUGCCACCAAUAGCAAACUAAAUCAUGUUAACAACAACGGCGCGUCAUCUGGUGGAGGAGGCCCGCCGGUCAUCGUUCACCACCAUCAGGCAUCGUUGUUGGGCCCGACAUCGCAGCACUGCAAAAAUCAGCACCCAGCACCUCUGCCCAGUCAGCAGUAUCAGCACAACAGCAGUAAUGGCGGAAGCAACGGUAGCAGCAAUGGUCACCACCCGCACCACGGUCACUCCCAUCCGGUCGGGCAUCACAAUACACUUUCCUCGCCGGAGAGUGCUUACUCCACCGGAUACUCGACCGAUGGUACGUCGCCUGGUGGUUGUUCCUACGCGCCCGAGUAUUACAUCAACAUCCGGACCGGGACCCACUAUUUUCCCAAAGGGCUUACCGGAUGCAGCGGGAUCGGCGUGGGAGGAUUUACUGGUGCGGGUGGUGGAGGAUGUGGCGUCGGCGGCGGACACGACGGCAACGGUACCAGCAAAUUCAAAUGUGGACUGAACCGUAUCGAGGAGAAGCAUGUCGAGUUUGCUGUCGAUGAGAAGCCGUGUCUUUCUCCGUCGCGACAGUGCACCAGCGAGUCGUAUGAUUUGGUGAAAGCUCCGGCUGGCAAGAGCUCCACCUCCAACGGAAUGGCAAUCUUGAAGAACAGCAGCAGCAACAACAACAGCAACAAUGGCGCCUUAUCGCAGCAACAGCAUCAACCCGCGCCAAAUGCAGCGGCCGCCAUGCAGAGCCCUAUCAUGCAGAAGAACCUUGGUAUGCAGCAUUACCGGAGCAUUGAAUCACCGUCUCCAAGGCAGCGCUGUCGCAUCCGAACCAAUCCGUGGCUGACGACAAUAGACGGAUCGCUGGCGAGUGCGGGGUUGAAGAAAACCGACCAGGAUUCCGGCUCGACGACCUCGUCCGGUAUCAAGUCCAGCAGUGGCACCGAUGACAAUAAGAAAGAUUCCAAGAAACUCAACGCUCUGUCGGAUUCCGAUUCCAGUUCCUCGACGGAGAAGGUGAUUAGCAAGAAAAUGCUGACACCGCGGAGCGCUAAGAAGGGUGCCGCCUGUGACCUGUCUCGGAUGGACAGCAAAGCAACGACUUAUUGCUCCGCCCUGGACAGUGACGAGGAUGCGACGCUCAACGAGAUGAUGGGAAAAUUCGAUGAAAGCUAUCACUACGAGAAAGAGACUGACAUUUUGAGUUGCAGCGACUCAGAUCCAACCGAUUGUCCCUCGGAUAUUGAUACCGGUCAGGACGCUGGAGACGAGUGCGAUACCGAUGACCUGCUGGACCUGGACUUCAUUGAUACCGGAUCGGUGCAGGAGGUAACUGACAGGGAGAACUAUCGAAACACUGGCAGCUGUUCCUACCACAACUUCCCCGAGAGGCGUUCAUCGAAGCACCGUGGUCGAAGUAAACGCAACAGCGAAAGUGGUGGUUCGAAGAGACGGAAGAAGUUGGUUCGCACGAGGAAGAAGACGAUAGACUGUUCGAAUGGAGGAUCUGUACCGGAAAGUUUGUCGAUGAGCAGGGGCUGUCGAAGUCUUGGAGGAACUCCGGUUUCGCUGAGAAGGAAUCAAUCCGAGGAAAGAACGCCUACGCGAAAUGCUCCUCUAUCAAAUAGGUGCAAUUCGCUUACGUUUACUGAGGUUCACUCGUUACACAGUCGAAUACUGGCCAUCUCUGAAAGUGAAAAGCAACUACUCAAAGCAGAUUUAGAAGCAGACGUCAAGUACAAGCAGUUGAUCCAUGAGGCCGAAACGAUACUGUUUUCUAUGAAAACCAACAGUGUGAAGGAGUUGAAGGAAAUCAAAGAACCACCGACUAUUUGUAGUCCAAGAAGAAUCUGCAAUCCGCCUGCAAACAAACGCGUUGAAAUGCUUCGCAAUUGCGAAGCGGACCUCAAACGAGAGCUUUCAAAAACAUGUACCCAAAAAUGUGCGGAAAACGGUACUGAACUCAACCCCGUUGAAGGAAUCAUCAUCAACAAGAGGCUCGAAGUACUUCGCUAUGAAACUUCUAUCUCCGCGCCAAACAGCCCCAAAAAUACUCGCGUCAUUCCUCGAAAAACUCACGUUACCAACUUCAUCAACCAGAACCAUUGUCCGGAACUAUCUCGUCGCCAAAGUGACCAUGAAAAUGACCUCAAAAGUGCCAAAAUGUCCCCUCAUGCCACCAUCCAUGAACGGAACAUCGUUCCUCCGAAAUCGCCUGUCAUAACCAGGAGGCGAUUCCGCAGCCAGAGUCCAAAAAUGAACAUCGUAUCGGACUCCGAUUCGGACACGGACCUAAGUCGAAACCUCGACAAGAACCACUCCAAGUGCAAAUCCAACAAAGAGAACAUUUCCUCCGCGAGGAGGAGCAUUACAGGGAAACAGAUGAACAACUUUAGGCACACGAUACACGCGACAGGAUCGGCAUUGGGCGAGGAAUCCAGUUCCGCGGUGGUUCCUAGUAGUGGUGGUAAUACUGUGAUCUACUCGAGUUCACUGAACGAGAGUGACCUAAAGCGGGGAAUGCACAAGUCACCGCUGAUGUCUUUCCGAUCGGUUGACAUCGGCAAUACGCUGACGGACGACAGCUACUGUCCUCAGAGCGAACCGCUGAAGCGCAAGAUCUACAGCGGAAGCUCUACGUUCGAGAAGAUACAGCGGAGUUUGGAUGCGGAUCCAGAGCUGUCCAAGAAAGCUUUGCUGCACAAAAUCUCCUUGCUGCGACGCGAGCGCCAAGCCAAAUCGAAACUGGAAAACGCCAGUAACGCCUCCCUCAACGCGGGACACGAACCAGGUAACGCCACCACAAAAUGUGCCAUAACACUAACAGCUAACGGCGAUAAAGCUCCCUUCGCAACGAACGAGGAGAUAACGCUCAGCGAUGCGACCACCACCGGGUGCGAUGCGGAAACGAAACAGCAGUUGAUCAUGGAUACUCUGGCCGAUAUCAAGCGGAGUCUCGAGGAUCAAAGCGUCGAGCUGAACGAGCUCAACGAUUCGGAUAAUUGAGGAAGUGGUGUACGCAUAGCGGGCGGGUGUGCUACUGCGGGUAUGAUGAAUACGCACAUACGCCUGCCGGGUAAAACACCCUGUAAUUACACCAUUAAUCGAUUGACUGCCUGGUUGAUUGGGAAGAAAGAAUCCUGAUUGCAGAACGUUAAGUUUAUGUGGGUGUUUAUUUGGUGUAUUGAUUCAGUUUUUCUAACUGUGACGUCUUCUAGGUUCAAAUCUUACCAGAGUGUUGAUCAAAUCAAUGCUUCCAAGUGUAUAGAACAAUUUUUUAUGCGAUUCGAAACUCUUCUAGACAAAACAUACAAUGAAUUUAUUAUCGUUAGACUAUUAAUAGUUCAUUAUUUACUAACAGCCAUGUGAAGUGAAGAAAGUUCGUCGUAUUUUUUCAUUAAACUUUAAGUGGAAACCUUCCCAUAACUUAAGCAAAAUUGUUCCAUCCGUAUGUAAAGCUAAAAAUCGGCAU